CCAGUGUGGCAGAGAAUGGCCACUGGCUGGCGUGGUGGCCCUGGGGGAGCCCAGAGUUCCCAUGGAGCUCGAUCCACUUGUCCCCUCCCUGUGUCUUCUAGCUCUGCAGCAAGAUCUUGGAGAAGACGGCCAACCCUCAGUGGAACCAGAACAUCACACUGCCUGCCAUGUUCCCCUCCAUGUGUGAAAAAAUGAGGAUUCGUGUCAUGGACUGGGAUCGCCUCACUCACAAUGACAUCGUGGCUACCACCGACCUGAGUAUGUCGAAAAUCUCUGCCCCUGGAGGAGAAAUAGAAGAGGAGACUGCAGGUGCCAUCAAGCCUUCGAAAGCCUCAGACCUGGAUGACCACCUGGGCUUCCUACCCACUUUUGGGCCCUGCUACAUCAACCUCUAUGGCAGUCCCAGAGAGUUCACGGGCUUCCUGGACCCCUACGCAGAGCUCAACACAGGCAAGGGGGAAGGUGUGGCUUAUCGUGGCCGGCUUCUGCUUUCCCUGGAGACCAAGCUGGUGGAGCACAGUGAGCAGAAGGUGGAGGACCUUCCUGCAGAUGACAUCCUCCGGGUGGAGAAGUACCUUAGGAGGCGCAAGUACUCCCUGUUUGCGGCCUUCUACUCGGCCACCAUGCUGCAGGAUGUGGAUGACGCCAUCCAGUUCGAGGUCAGCAUUGGGAACUAUGGGAACAAGUUCGACAUGACCUGCCUGCCGCUGGCCUCCACCACUCAGUAUAGCCGUGCAGUCUUUGACGGGUGCCACUACUACUACCUACCCUGGGGUAAUGUGAAACCUGUGGUGGUGCUGUCAUCCUACUGGGAGGACAUCAGCCAUAGAAUUGAGACUCAGAACCAGCUGCUUGGGAUUGCUGACCGGCUGGAAGCUGGCCUGGAGCAGGUCCACCUGGCCCUGAAGGCGCAGUGCUCCACGGAGGACGUGGACUCACUGGUGGCUCAGCUGAUGGAUGAGCUCAUCACAGGCUGCAGCCAGCCUCUGGGUGAUAUCCAUGAGAUACCCUCUGCCACCCACCUGGACGAGUACCUGUACCGGCUGCGCACCCGUCACCUGAGCCAAAUCACGGAGGCUGCCCUGGCCCUGAAGCUUGGCCACAGUGAGCUCCCUGCUGCUCUGGAUCAGGCUGAGGACUGGCUCCUGCGUCUGCGUGCCCUUGCUGAGGAGCCCCAGAACAGCCUGCCGGAUAUCAUCAUCUGGAUGCUGCAGGGAGACAAGCGUGUGGCAUACCAGCGGGUGCCCGCCCACCAAGUCCUCUUCUCCCGGCGGGGUGCCAACUACUGUGGCAAGAAUUGUGGGAAGUUGCAGACAAUCUUUCUGAAAUAUCCGAUGGAGAAGGUGCCUGGGGCCCGGAUGCCAGUGCAGAUACGGGUCAAGCUGUGGUUUGGGCUCUCUGUGGAUGAGAAGGAGUUCAACCAGUUUGCUGAGGGGAAGCUGUCUGUCUUUGCUGAAACCUAUGAGAACCAGACCAAGUUGGCCCUGGUCGGGAACUGGGGCACAACAGGCCUCACCUACCCCAAGUUUUCUGACGUCACCGGCAAGAUCAAGCUACCCAAGGAGAGCUUCCGCCCCUCGGCCGGCUGGACCUGGGCUGGAGAUUGGUUCGUGUGUCCGGAGAAGACCCUGCUCCAUGACAUGGACGCCGGUCACCUGAGCUUUGUGGAGGAGGUGUUUGAGAACCAGACCCGGCUUCCCGGAGGCCAGUGGAUCUACAUGAGUGACAACUACACCGAUGUGAAUGGGGAGAAGGUACUUCCCAAAGAUGACAUUGAGUGCCCACUGGGCUGGAAGUGGGAAGAUGAGGAAUGGUCCACAGACCUCAACCGGGCUGUCGAUGAGCAAGGCUGGGAGUAUAGCAUCACCAUCCCCCCGGACCGGAAGCCGAAGCACUGGGUCCCUGUUGAGAAGAUGUACUACACACACCGACGGCGGCGCUGGGUGCGCCUGCGCAGGAGGGAUCUCAGCCAGAUGGAAGCACUGAAGAGGCAUAGGCAGGCGGAGGCGGAGGGCGAGGGCUGGGAGUACGCCUCUCUUUUUGGCUGGAAGUUCCACCUCGAGUACCGCAAGACAGAUGCCUUCCGCCGUCGCCGCUGGCGCCGCCGCAUGGAGCCCCUGGAGAAGACGGGGCCUGCAGCUGUGUUUGCCCUCGAGGGGGCCCUGGGCGGCGUGGUGGACGACAAGAGUGAAGAUUCCAUGUCCGUCUCCACCUUGAGCUUUGGUGUGAACAGACCCACAAUUUCCUGCAUAUUUGACUAUGGGAACCGCUACCAUCUACGCUGCUACAUGUACCAGGCCCGGGACCUGGCUGCGAUGGACAAGGACUCUUUUUCUGAUCCCUAUGCCAUCGUCUCCUUCCUGCACCAGAGCCAGAAGACGGUGGUGGCGAAGAACACCCUUAACCCCACCUGGGACCAGACGCUCAUCUUCUACGAGAUCGAGAUCUUUGGCGAGCCGGCCACGGUUGCUGAGCAGCCGCCCAGCAUUGUGGUGGAGCUGUACGACCAUGACACUUACGGCGCAGACGAGUUUAUGGGCCGCUGCAUCUGUCAACCGAGUUUGGAACGGAUGCCCCGACUGGCCUGGUUCCCACUAACCAGGGGCAGCCAGCCGACGGGGGAGCUGCUGGCCUCUUUUGAGCUCAUCCAGAGAGAGAAGCCGGCCAUCCACCAUAUUCCUGGUUUUGAGGUGCAGGAGACAUCGAGGAUCCUGGAUGAGUCAGAGGACACAGACCUGCCCUACCCACCACCCCAAAGGGAGGCCAACAUCUACAUGGUUCCUCAGAACAUCAAGCCAGCGCUCCAGCGUACCGCCAUUGAGGUCCUGGCAUGGGGCCUGCGGAACAUGAAGAGUUACCAGCUGGCCAGCAUCUCCUCCCCGAGCCUUGUGGUAGAGUGUGGGGGCCAGACGGUGCAGUCCUGUGUCAUUAGGAACCUCCGGAAGAACCCCAACUUUGACAUCUGUACCCUCUUCAUGGAAGUGAUGCUGCCCAGGGAGGAGCUCUACUGCCCCCCCAUCACCAUCAAGGUCAUCGAUAACCGCCAGUUUGGCCGCCGGCCUGUGGUGGGCCAGUGUACCAUCCGCUCCCUGGAGAGCUUCCUGUGUGACCCCUACUCGGCGGAGAGUCCGUCCCCACAGGGUGGCCCAGACGAUGUGAGCCUACUCAGUCCUGGGGAAGACGUGCUCAUCGACAUUGAUGACAAGGAGCCCCUCAUCCCCAUCCAGCUUGCAGACGGUCUGUCGAGCUUGGCCCCUACUAACACGGCUUCUCCUCCAUCCAGUCCUCAUGAGGAAGAGUUUAUCGAUUGGUGGAGCAAAUUCUUUGCCUCCAUAGGGGAGAGGGAAAAGUGCGGCUCCUACUUGGAGAAGGAUUUUGACACCCUGAAGGUCUAUGACACACAGCUGGAGAAUGUGGAGGCCUUUGAGGGUCUGUCUGACUUUUGUAACACCUUCAAGCUGUACCGGGGCAAGACGCAGGAGGAGACAGAAGAUCCAUCUGUCAUUGGCGAAUUUAAGGGCCUCUUCAAAAUUUAUCCCCUCCCAGAAGACCCAGCCAUCCCCAUGCCCCCAAGACAGUUCCACCAGCUGGCCGCGCAGGGACCCCAGGAGUGCUUGGUCCGUAUCUACAUUGUCCGAGCAUUUGGCCUGCAGCCCAAGGACCCCAAUGGGAAGUGUGAUCCUUACAUCAAGAUCUCCAUAGGGAAGAAAUCAGUGAGUGACCAGGAUAACUACAUCCCCUGCACGUUGGAGCCUGUGUUUGGAAAGAUGUUUGAGCUGACCUGUACUCUGCCUCUGGAGAAGGACCUGAAGGUCACCCUCUAUGACUAUGACCUCCUCUCCAAGGAUGAAAAGAUUGGUGAGACGGUCAUCGACCUGGAGAACAGACUGCUGUCCAAGUUUGCGGCUCGCUGUGGACUCCCACAGACCUACUGUGUCUCUGGACCGAACCAGUGGCGGGACCAGCUCCGCCCCUCCCAGCUCCUCCACCUCUUCUGCCAGCAGCGCAGAGUCAAGGCGCCUGUGUACCGGACAGACCGUGUGAUGUUUCAGGAUAAAGAAUACUCCAUUGAAGAAAUAGAGGCUGGCAGGAUCCCAAACCCACACCUGGGCCCCAUGGAGGAGCGUCUGGCUCUGCACGUGCUUCGGCAGCAGGGCCUGGUCCCAGAGCACGUGGAGUCACGGCCCCUCUACAGCCCCCUGCAGCCAGACAUCGAGCAGGGGAAGCUGCAGAUGUGGGUCGACCUGUUUCCGAAGGCCCUGGGGCGGCCUGGACCUCCCUUCAACAUCACCCCACGGAGAGCCAAAAGGUUUUUCCUGCGUUGUAUUAUCUGGAAUACCAGAGAUGUGAUCCUGGAUGACCUGAGCCUCACGGGGGAGAAGAUGAGCGACAUUUAUGUGAAAGGUUGGAUGAUUGGCUUUGAAGAACACAAGCAAAAGACAGACGUGCAUUAUCGCUCCCUGGGAGGUGAAGGCAACUUCAACUGGAGGUUCGUUUUCCCCUUCGACUACCUGCCGGCUGAGCAAGUCUGUACCGUUGCCAAGAAGGAUGCCUUCUGGAGGCUGGACAAGACUGAGAGCAAAAUCCCAGCACGAGUGAUAUUCCAGAUCUGGGACAAUGACAAGUUCUCCUUUGAUGAUUUUCUGGGCUCCCUGCAGCUCGAUCUCAACCGCAUGCCCAAGCCAGCCAAGACAGCCGAGAAGUGCUCCUUGGACCAGCUGGAUGACACUUUCCACCCAGAAUGGUUUGUGUCCCUUUUUGAGCAGAAAACAGUGAAGGGCUGGUGGCCCUGUAUAGCAGAAGAGGGUGAGAAGAAGAUACUGGCGGGCAAGCUGGAAAUGACCUUGGAGAUUGUAACAGAGAGUGAGCAUGAGGAGCGGCCCGCUGGCCAGGGCCGGGAUGAGCCCAACAUGAACCCUAAGCUUGAGGACCCAAGGCGCCCCGACACCUCCUUCCUGUGGUUCACCUCCCCAUACAAGACCAUGAAGUUCAUCCUGUGGCGGCGUUUCCGGUGGGCCAUCAUCCUCUUCAUCAUCCUCUUCAUCCUGCUGCUGUUCCUGGCCAUCUUCAUCUAUGCCUUCCCGAACUAUGCUGCCAUGAAGCUGGUGAAGCCCUUCAGCUGAGGACUCUCCUGCCCUGUAGGAGGGGGCGUGGGGUCCCCUCCAGCAUGGGACUGGCCUGCUUCCUCCACUCAGCUCGAGCGAGCUCCUCCAGACCUCCAAGGCCUGAUUGUCCUGCCAGGGUGGGCAGACAGACAGAUGGACCGGCCCACACUCCCAGAGUUGCUUACAUGGAGCUCUGAGAUCACCCCACUUCCAUCAUUUCCUUCUCCCCCAACCCAACGCUUUUUUGGAUCAGCUCGGACAUAUUUCAGUAUAAAACAGUUUGAACCACA
Piliocolobus tephrosceles (Ugandan red Colobus) is the source of this 5395-nucleotide messenger RNA. RefSeq names its product dysferlin. Gene Ontology annotation, biological process: plasma membrane repair; monocyte activation involved in immune response; macrophage activation involved in immune response. Bases 168 to 5123 code for a protein of 1651 amino acids. The record is from RefSeq and is a predicted model, not a curated record. Gene Ontology annotation, cellular component: membrane; cytoplasmic vesicle; T-tubule. Lineage: Eukaryota; Metazoa; Chordata; Mammalia; Primates; Cercopithecidae. The transcript is spliced from 43 exons.